Molecule: messenger RNA, 1406 nt
Organism: Erinaceus europaeus (western European hedgehog)
Lineage: Eukaryota; Metazoa; Chordata; Mammalia; Eulipotyphla; Erinaceidae
Exons: 3
Coding region: 98-1213 (371 amino acids)
Source: RefSeq, a predicted model, not a curated record
UAGCAGAUGAGUAGUUGAUGGCUGACAGUCCCACAGGAGAGCAGAAACUUGUGUGGCUGGGAGACAAUAUUGUAGAUAGAAGCUAGAAUCAGAGGAGAUGAAAGGAGAACAGUUGGGAACAGACAUGGCCGGAGGAGGAGGGGGAGAUCAUAUAAGUCACCUAAUCAAUCUGAUGGAUAGAGCAGUAGCUGAAGCCAAAGAAAGGAGAGAGAGAGUGCUGGAGUCCAUGAGGAGGACAGAGGAGAGAAGAGGCUCAGCACAGGGCCUGGGUGGUGGGGGUCCACCCUCCUGCACACCCUCCAUCUCCCACUCACAAGUCCCUUCGGUGACCAGCCUUCCUUCAUUGAUGGACUCAGAAUGGCAGACUUUCAAUGCAUCUGAUAUGUUGGCUUGGGUCAGACACACUCAAGACCCUCGGAUCACACCAGGUUUCCAGUCCUCACUAGCAAAGAAGAUAGAGCCUUUAGGUGGCGUCCACUGUGUGCCGAUGAAGAGACUGCCAGUCAGAGAGUUGCAGCAGGAGAGCAAAUCUUUGCAAAGGCCCAAUGCCAAAUCCUCCAGUCUCCAGUCUGGCAAGACAGACACCUUCAACCACCAGAAGCAGCUAAGGCAGCAGCGGUUGGAUGCUUACUAUCAGAAACAGUUGGAGCUGGAAGACACCUUGAGGUGCUACAACAUGGUCCCCACCUAUAUGACCCCCAAAGAGGAGGAGGAACUGAGGCGGAGAUCACCACCUCCCCCAAGGAGGCCCAGGAGAGAGGAAGCUGAGCGCUGGGAGUGCCGGAUCCCCGACAGAGAGCUGGGCCAGAUCCAGAAACACAUCCACCGAGUGGAGAGGGCCCGAGGCCUCCGAGAUGACAAGUACCGAAGGGUGACACAGGAUAUUCCUAGAGAGGUGGGGGGCCCCAGAAAGACAGCUGUGAGGGAAAAGAAGGACACAAGCACUUGUGAAAGAGUAACAUCCAGAGAGAGAAGCUGCAAACAGCAGGAGGCCUGGGUGUCCCAGCAGAUCAAAGGGCACCAGGACAGGAUGCUGAGAGGCCGCAGGCUCAGUGGGCAGAGCAGAGCAGAGGAGGAGGCACGCAAGGUCCCCAGUCAGGUCCUUCCUCUCUGCUCACUCAUGAGGAGGAGGAGGAGGAAGAGGACUGUCGUGGAGGUGGGGGCCAAAGAGUCCAAGUGGGUCACCACCUUUCCCUUCAUCCAGCCUCCCUAGUCCCCUGGCAUCGGGGUGAGAGUCCUGAGAGAGGGAAAGAGAAGUCCAAGGCGGAGGAGUCCACCUCCUUGCACCCAGGGAUGGUGUACCUGAGCAUGGCCCCUGCCCGUAACUCAAGAGAGAGCUAGACUGUGGAUUUCUGGCUGUAGUUGGACAAUUGUUAAGUUUUUCAAAUAAAGUUUAAGUUCCUGCA